Molecule: messenger RNA, 3027 nt
Organism: Solea solea (common sole)
Lineage: Eukaryota; Metazoa; Chordata; Actinopteri; Pleuronectiformes; Soleidae
Gene: crot
Product: carnitine O-octanoyltransferase
Exons: 17
Coding region: 149-1987 (612 amino acids)
Cellular component (GO): peroxisome
Molecular function (GO): carnitine O-octanoyltransferase activity
Source: RefSeq, a predicted model, not a curated record
GGCAGUGGGACAGCGGUUCAGUGGGGCAAAGGUGAGGACGCGAGGAGCUAGACGCUGAGAACACAACAAAACACACUUCACUGUCACUCCUGCUGCUGACUCUGGAUGCCUGAGGUUUGGGUCAACAUAACUUGAACAAGGGGAAGAAAUGGCAAAUGUUUUGUCAGAGUCUCUGCCAGAGCAGACCUUUCAGUACCAAAGCAGUCUGCCACCCCUACCUGUGCCGUCACUGGAGAGCAGCCUUAACAAAUACCUGGAUGCAGUUCAUCCAUUUGCAUCAGAGGAAGAGUUUAAGGCAACUGUGGAUGUUGUGAGGAAAUUCCAAGAAGGUGUUGGCAAAGAGUUGCACCAGAAACUACUGCAGAGAGCCAAGACAAAGAAGAAUUGGUUGGAAAAAUGGUGGUUAGACUCAGCAUACCUGGAAGUCCGCGUGCCCUCUCAGCUGAAUGUGAACUUUGCUGGUCCAGGGCCCUACCUGGAGCACUGGUGGCCUCCUGCAGAGGGAGUUUAUCUUCAGAGAGCCAGUCUAAACGCAUGGUUUACACUACAGUACUGGGACCUGAUCCGCACGGAGAAGCUGGCUCCACAGAAAGCUGGGAAAGUACCUUUAGAUAUGGACCAGUUCAGAAUGCUGUUCUGUACCUGUAAAGUGCCUGGAGUACAAAAGGACACUAUUUACAACUAUUUUAGCACAGAGCGUGAGGGUCCGUGCCCCUCCCAUUUGGUAGUGAUGUGUCACGGACGGAUCUUCACAUUUGAUGCGAUUUGUGAUGGACAGAUCCUCACUCCUCCUGAACUGCUCAGGCAGCUGAGCUACAUAAAGGAGCGCUGUGAGCGGGAGCCAGAGGGAGAGGGAGUGGCUGCUCUCACCUCAGAGGAGAGGACUCGGUGGGCAAAGGCCAGGGAGCAUCUAAUAAGCAUCGAUCCACACAACAAGACCAUCCUUGAAACAAUUCAGAGCAGCCUGUUCAUCAUAUCUCUGGAUGAAACCAAACCCUACUCUACUCCAGAGAACUACACAAAUCUUACUCUUGAAGCACUUACAGGCAACCCCACCAUUCGAUGGGGUGAUAAGUCGUACAAUGCAGUCGUGUUCUCAGACGGCACUUUUGGAUCCAUUUGUGAUCAUGCUCCAUAUGAUGCCAUGGUUCUGGUGUCUAUGUGUUGGUAUUUGGAUCAGCAAAUCAAAGCUACAGAAGGCAAAUGGAAGGGCUCAGAUGCCGUCAGACCAAUGCCCCUUCCUGAGGAGCUGGUUUUUACUGUGGACAGUCAAGUCCAGCAUGACAUCAGCCUGGCCAAAAAGCAAUACAUGGAGACUGCACAGGAUCUACAGAUUUUGUGUUACGCUUUCACUGCGUUUGGAAAAGCAGCCAUCAGACAGAAGAAGCUACAUCCUGAUACCUUUGUUCAGCUGGCAGUGCAGCUGGCUUACUACAGAAUACACAAAGGGCCAGGAAGUUGCUAUGAGACUGCAAUGACUCGCAAGUUCUACCAUGGCAGGACGGAGACGAUGAGACCGUGCACCCAGGAGGCUGUGAACUGGUGUAAAGCCAUGUUGGACCCAACAUGUGACGUUAGCGCCAAGAGGAAAGCCAUGCUGUUGGCCUUCAAACGACACAACACGCUUAUGGCUGAAGCCCAGGAAGGACAAGGUUUUGACCGACAUCUCUUUGGUCUGUAUCUUAUUGCCAAAGAGGAGGGACGUCCCACUCCAGAACUCUUCAUGGACCCACUCUACACAAAGAGUGGUGGUGGUGGUAACUUUGUGCUGUCGUCCAGUCUGGUUGGAUACACCACAGUUCUGGGAGCUGUGGCUCCCAUGGUGCACCACGGCUACGGCUUCUUCUACCGUAUCAGAGAUGACAGGAUUGUGAUAUCCAUGUCAGCGUGGAAAUCCUGUCAUCAGACAGACGCCUGCACACUGUUCAACAACUUCUCCAGCUCCAUGCACGAGAUGCUUCACAUGGCCACCACGUCUCAGCUUUGAGGACAUGGAGAAGCUGAACACAUGAGCUCAUUUGCCUAAUACCUCUUUCCUCGUUUGAGCAUUAACAUACUUACAGUUCACAAACCCUCAGCUAAUAGCCAGCAAUAAGCAAAAGUCAUGUUUGUUCUCAGCACAGAUCAAUGCAAAAGCAAAGAAACACACAGUCAGCUGUGACUCUUUUCUUACUAUGAAGUGAUUAUCCGGGUGUACAUAUUUAUCCUGUUAUCAGCAUUUAUGAGCAUAUAUUUUAGAAGAUGGUGUUUUUCCUUAGUGGGUAACAAGUUAACAGACGCUGUUCUCUUGUUGUUAAUUAUGACAAAUAACUGCUGGUUUUGUUGAUUCAUGGCCUUACAUUUUAAGAAAAGACAUUCUCAAAUUAAAUAGCACUGAUUGUUUCAGUUUUUCUUAAUUUGACUUCCUGUGAAAGUCCCCACUUAAUGUGCAACAACCUUUUCAACGUUUGUGAGGCAGAUACUUUAGGUUGAUUAUGUGUCGAUACAAGAUUAUUUUUAUUUUAAACCACUGUAAUGUGUUUGUAUAAUCACUUUGGCUCCAUUGAGUUCAGGGUAGGUUUACAGGUUUUCAUGUGUUUCCAUCAAAAGUCUGUGAACUAGAAUUUAUCGCUUGGACUGUCACAUGUUCAAGUGGGUUGAGGGUUUGAUUCCUGGCUCUUCUAGUCUUAAAGCAGUGUGUAACCCCAAAUUCCUGGCAGUGUGUGAAUUGAUAUAAAUACUAUCUAAUGGAACAGACACUGCAUAUCCUAUAUAAGCAUGUAUUUGAAUGGCAAAACAGAAGCCAAAGUGCUUUAAUUACUUAAUACUUAAGUGUUGAGUAAAUAUGCACUAUUUAGCAUUUACAUUAGGCAGGAAUCUCUGAAAGGCCUGUGUGAAAGGAAACACUUACAAUAAGCAAAAACUGUUAUGACUCUAACAGAAAAUUAUAACAUUUAAUAAUUUCUGCUACAUCUAAAGCCUUAAUCUGUGAUUGACCUGUAACUAUGAUUAAGAUGAACUGAAAAAAUUAAUGUGAAUAUAAUUGUU